AUGGAGCCCCUGAUUCGUGACAACGUCCGCAUCCUGAUAGCUCGAAUCGACGACUGGUGUCAACAAAACAACGCAGAACCUCCCCUGGACUUGCGCCGCUGGUUCAAUUACCUGACAUUCGAUGUCAUCGGGUCAAUGGCAUUCAGUCAGCCAUUUGGGUUCCUCCGCAACAGGGCAGAUUCCAAGGUAAUCGAAGGGGUUGGAGACCGGCAUGAGGUCCCAAGUGUCAUUGAUGCUCUGAUCUUUGGCCUCCGCUUCAACAUCACGGUGGCACAAUUGUCCACCUCGUUGGGAACCGUCAAGUCGGUAAAAGCGUUGGUCAGUGCGAUCACCACUGGACUUCUGUCGAGUUCGUGCUAUCUCCUGGCAUCGCACCCGGAAUGUUUGGCAAAACUCCGAAAGGAAAUUGAUAGUGUCAUGCCAUUUGCGGCGGGUGACCACUCGGACUUUGACCAGGAGAUUGUUCCCUACGACCUCAUCAUCAAGAACUUGACGUAUCUUCGCGCCGUCAUUGAUGAGACACUGCGUCUCCGGCCGCCAAUUUCCUUCGCCCUCCCACGGCGCGUCUAUGCGCCCGAGGGUGCCAACAUAGCUGGCCAUCAUGUCGGCCAGGGGACCAUUGUCGCUGUACCUCCCUAUACAAUCCACCGCAAGGCGUCGUUGUAUUCCGAUCCCGAAGACUUCAAGCCCCAGCGAUGGUUCCAAGAAGAAGGCAAUUUCGAUCCAGAGAAAGAGUCCGAGAUCCAUAACUUGAAAGCAUAUACUAUACCGUUCAGUCAAGGGUCUCGAGCUUGUAUCGGACGUCAUAUUGCGGUGGUGGAAGUCCAGAUCUUGCUGGCAACGAUGAUCCGGCGUUAUGAUAUCAGCCUGGUAUCGAAGGAUCAGCAGCUUGACAUCUUCGAACAGUUCAACGCGAACCCAGGCCCCCUUCCCCUCAUUAUUUCGAGAAGGGUUGCAGCUUGA
This is a messenger RNA of Exophiala xenobiotica, 963 nucleotides long. RefSeq lists its product as uncharacterized. Bases 1 to 963 code for a protein of 320 amino acids. The transcript has 3 exons. NCBI's taxonomy places the organism in Eukaryota, Fungi, Ascomycota, Eurotiomycetes, Chaetothyriales, Herpotrichiellaceae. The record is from RefSeq and is a predicted model, not a curated record. Gene Ontology annotation, molecular function: iron ion binding; heme binding; monooxygenase activity.